UACAUGUUCAAUAGCCCCUGCUAGUUCUGAGCUGGCAGGAGUGAUGUAGGCAGUUACAGAUAAAAUUAUUCGUGUAAAGUGUGCUUAAAGGAGGAGCCGGAUUCGCGAGGAGUUUUUUAAAGUGUUACUAUCAUUUACCACGCAGUUCCCUCCCAGCACAAGUGGGAGUGUGCGAUAGAAAUAAAGUGCGAGAGGUAAGGUAGGCAGGCCAAUUAUCCCAAAGCAAUUUAGAGGAGGAAUUUUUGCGCGUUGUCUGCGGUUAGGUGCGGGAUAACUGAAAAGAAGAUGACUGAGAACUGCGUGACGCCUCACCGUGGGAAGGUGCUUACCAUGGACACUAUGAACCCCAAUAUCAAGAGAGUGGAGUACGCCGUGAGGGGUCCCAUUGUGCAGCGCGCCGUGGAACUAGAGAGAGAGCUGCGGGAGGGUGCGAAGAAGCCCUUUUCAGAGGUCAUUAAGGCCAAUAUUGGAGAUGCCCACGCCAUGGGCCAGAAACCAAUCACCUUUCUCAGACAGGUCCUCGCUCUCUGUUCCUAUCCGGAUCUCCUGAACGAAGACCAUUUCCCAGACGAUGCCAAGCUGCGUGCGCGCCGCAUUUUACAGGCCUGUGGAGGAGGCAGCAUCGGGGCAUACAGUAUGAGUCAGGGGUUGGAGUGCGUGCGCCAAGACGUGGCGCGGUACAUUGAGCGGAGAGAUGGCGGGAUCCGCUCCGACCCCAGCAACAUCUACCUCUCCACCGGCGCCAGCGACGCCAUUGUGACGAUGCUGAAGCUCCUCGUGUCGGGUGAGGGGUCCACUCGGACGGGAGUGAUGAUCUCCAUUCCACAGUAUCCGCUGUACUCUGCUGCCCUGGCAGAGCUGGGUGCCGUACAAAUCAACUACUACUUGAAUGAGGAGCAGUGCUGGAGCCUGGACGUUUCUGAGCUUCGCCAAGCUCUCACCGCUGCCCGCAAGCACUGCCGCCCGCGGGCACUCUGCAUUAUCAACCCUGGCAACCCCACCGGCCAGGUUCAGAGUAAGAAGUGCAUUGAGGAUGUGAUCCGAUUCGCUGCUGAGGAGCGUCUCUUCCUGAUGGCUGAUGAGGUAUACCAGGACAAUAUUUAUGCAGAGGGCUGCAAAUUUCACUCUUUCAAGAAGGUGCUGUUUGAGAUGGGCCCCGAGUUCUCCAACACUGUGGAACUGGCCUCCUUCCAUUCCACCUCCAAGUGCUACAUGGGAGAGUGUGGUUUCCGAGGUGGCUAUAUGGAAGUGAUUAACCUGGACCCUGCAGUAAAGGCCCAGCUACUUAAGCUGGUGUCAGUGCGGUUGUGUCCUCCCGUGCCAGGACAAGCCCUGAUGGAUCUGGUUGUAAACCCUCCCCAGGAAGGAGAGCCCUCUCACCCACAGUUCAUCAAGGAGCGCACUGCUGUGUUGAGCUCCCUUGCAGAGCGGGCGAGACUAGUGGAGCAGCUGCUGAACAGUAUUCCUGGGAUCAGCUGUAACCCAGUGCAAGGAGCCAUGUACUCUUUCCCCCGGAUCAACAUCCCGGAACGGGCAAUCAAGGAAGCACAGGCAAUGGGCCAAGCUCCAGACAUGUUCUACUGUCUGAGACUGCUGGAGGAGACUGGGAUCUGCCUGGUGCCAGGCAGCGGCUUUGGGCAGAAGGACGGCACCUACCACUUCAGGAUGACCAUCCUGCCCCCCACCGAGAAGCUGGAAGUUCUGCUGAGCAAACUGAAGGAAUUCCACCAGCGUUUCACCCGCGAGUACUCCUGAGCCCUGUCCGGGCCUCUCCCAGCUGGGGCAGGGGGUGUGGGGCACAGCUAUACUUGAUCCACUCCCUCAGCUAUAGACCAGGUGCUGCCUCCCUGGACUGGGGGGGAGGGAAGUUCUCCUUUUUUUUUUCUUUCUGCGGAUUUUGUGAUUAACAGUUCAUGUUAAGAGUGAUAAUUCUAAGAUAAAAACUAAUUUCUGGAUGAUUUUGCAAAACAAAUCCUAGGUAUUUGUGGAUCAGGACACAGGAGUUGUAUCUCAAAGACUUACUCCUCUUCCCACCUCACUAAUAGUCUGUUGUGGCCUGGGAAGAAUAUGCCUUUACCUUCUAGACUCAUGGAUAGGUAUCAGAGCCCACAGUAAGUCCCCACAAAUGGAUUUACACUGCAUUAAUUGCCCUUUGACUUUCCCUGGUGACCCAUAACCUGUCAGCUGACGUUAUAGAUUCUCUCUGGUACUGGCGCAUGGAAAGCCCUUCUUUGACUGCAGCUUUGUGGCUGUAUCUCUUGAGAAGAGAAGAGGAGGAAGAGCACAACAGUCUAUGGAUAGAGGCGGUCAGCUCUGAGGAUUCCUGCAGCUGUCCAGGUUCUCUGUGACACUCCUAGGGAGUGGUGGAGGGCAGCAAUAUGUCUGUUAUAGUAGGGUAGUCAACAUAUCUUUGAGAACAUGGCACAGACAUCUGGAAAUAUCAUUGGAAUUCUGAAAAAGAAAAAAGAUAUCUAUUACCCCACCUGUUUACUUUGCAACUGACUGGAAAAUAAACACUGAAGAGGUCUGCAGCUUUCCCCGUGUUCGCACAACCAGGGCACUGUCAAGUUCAGGGACUGCAGGCCUCCUCUCACCAUGCCUGCAGUUGGCCUGUGUGUGUUGCUCCCCUCUGGUGGUAGUGACUGCACACAACAUGCCAGGGUUCAGGUGUGUAGCUGUAAAGGGAAAAAAAGCUCACUACAGUAGAGCCAUCUACUGUACUUCUCUGAAAGUCAGUUAAAAAUUGUAUAGGUGUGGAUACAAGAGGUGAAAAAGGAAAUAUGUUUUUAAAACCUUAUGGAAAUGUUUGGGUUUUGGAACAUGCAUUGGGUUCUGCUUGGGAAUACUCCCUUUUGUAUGUUGCCCACAUGAAUGCAAAUACUGUACAGUAUGGUACAGUACAGUAUUUCAUUCCUACAGUUUCCAUUUAGAAAUCUUCUGUGGAACAGAAUAUCAAACUCCUGUUUGAUGGCAUUACAUGAUUAGACCAAUUUUAGCAAAGCAUUUCAAUAAAAAUAUUAAAUGAACAGUGCAUUGGGUUAAAAAUAUUCCCAGUACAAUUAGAUAUUUGCAUACAUGACUUAAUUAGGACAGAUGUGAGGUACGUUUGACUUAAAUAUCAACAAUAACCAUAAACUAGUUUGGAAAUGCUCCACAUCUCUGAUCAUCUCAUUUCUGCAGGGUCGUAUAGUUUUCAUCUUGGUGAUCACCUGAUCUUUAGCCGUUAUUUGCUGCACUGGCUGAUUUACUCAGAUUGAUCUAAAACUGACUGGAAAUAGUCAAUUCAGCGACUGCCUUCUGUGUUGCAAAGGGAGCCAUGAGUGGGACUGCAGUGUUGUGGUCACUGUGCUCUCUGAGAACUUUUGCCUAGGGUGCUCUGACUCUCAGGCACUUGAGUGAGGCCACAGAGCCAUCUACUGUAGUUCUCCUUCCAUAUUAGAGCUGGAAAUGUGCUAAUAGAAAGGAAGACUGGAUAACAAACCAGCUAAUUGAUCUCAGUCAUACUUUGGCUUCAGGUGUUAUGUGGUUCACCAAUGUUCCAUGCCCUGAAAUAAUUUGGGCAUUUAGACCAGAUUUAAAAUUUAUUGUAUAGGCAAUGGACUUUGCUUCAGGUAGAUGUCUUUCAAAUGUGUUGUGGUCAGGAGAAAAUUGUUGUAUUUUAAGAAUUUAGUAAGGCAUUUCUGAGCUGCAGUCCUGUGAACCAGCUAGAAGUCCAGCAUGUCCUGGUUGUAAACUCUCUAAAUCCAUUUUAGAAUGAAACUGGUGUUGCAGAAUGAAUAAUAUCACAAACUUAAUUCUCCAUUUAUUGCUGUUUGAUUAGGGAGCAGGAUGACUUAGCACGUCUCCAGCACUGGUACAGGCAAAACUCUGUCACAGAGCAAUGGACACUCCGACUGGACAAUGUUACUGUGCUAAAACCAAGGUGCACACAGGCUUUAAUAUGUUCUGUAGCCUUUCUAACAUGCAGAAUACUUUGUGAGUUCUGUCAUGUACUAAACACUUGUUCCACGUUUAUAUGGCAAUUAUACUUUCUACCUGAGUGACUGAUAAUUAUUUUCUAAUAAAUUAAUACUAAACUAAUACAAUUAUUGUAACCUAAGCCUUAAUUGUGUGAAAGUGGAAUGAUUGUAAAUUGGAGACGAAACAGCACUUUAUCUUUGGGACAAUGGCAGUCAAGACUUGUCUGUUUUAACUACAGUGGCUAUAACUGCCAGGCUCCCAUUGUACCAAUACAUUUCAGGAUUUUGCACCUGUACAAUGUAUCUGAAUAUAAUGAGAGGUGCUUAUUUCAUGCUAGUUGCCUUAUUUUGAGUAAAAUGGUGUGAAUGGAUUUAAAUCUUCUUGUAAAUGUAUGUUUGUACUUCAGGACAAGUUACAGCUUGUUAAACCUGUAAAACUGUCUAUCUGCUAUGAAACUGGAGUCACAGCAUCACCUCAUUCCUAUAAGGCCAGUGUCUCAGAACAUGUAUGUCUCUGUGGUGCAGUUCCAGUGUUGUCUCUGUACUAGAGAAAUCUCAUUAAAAUUAAUUGAAGUGUAGGGGGCAGUAUCUAAAACCUGGAGCAGGUGUCACUGGAUAUCUUUACAGGUUGGCAGGGUCACACACACCUCUGCCUCCACCCCUCAGUUUCUGUAUUCACGGUGUGAAGAACACUUUGUAGUGCUGUUUGAACAGAUUGAUCUCUGCUGCUCCUUCAAUGUUAGUUUUCUGGAGAAGAAUCUGGUACUGUGCUUAAGGUAGCACUGCCUUUACAUGUUGCCUACUGCCAAGCACUUGAGAAUUUUAAAUACUGGUGCCUUAUUUCUGGUGCUUGUAGUAUACCGUUCUGGCUCUGGAAAAAUGGAAGUCUGCCUUCUCUGCAACCACCUACCCGCGAGGAAGCAGAGAGGGUGCAGACUGUUCUCCAACUUAGGCAGGAUCAGGAGGGGAUCUGGAUAUAUCAUUGACUUAAAAGAACAGACCCUGACCCUGAGUGCUUCCAUUCCAGCCUGCACUAGACCUCAGCUUCACCCCUCACCUCUGGGCUUAGCUUAGAUGGUGAAUAUAAUCAAAGCCAUCAGGAUGACUACACCUCGCACUUCCUCCAGAAGUAUCUACUUCUUGUUCUUGUUCCAGUUACUUAUAGGCUUUCAACACUGCUGGUAAACUGCUGCAACCUUUCCCAAUACAAAAAAAAAGACAUGAGUAAAAAGUCAUUCCUAGGCAAGCAUAAAAGCCAAAAAAGAAGUAGAGGUGGGGAAGGGGAAUCGGGGAUUGUGGGAUCUGUUGAUACUCUGGGCCAAGUGACAUAUUCAUGUCAGUUACUUUUUUAUGGUUUUGGUGCUCCAGGCAGACAACUGGAGAUGAAGCACUGAAACACAGGGCAGUCACUCCCUCCCUGUAAGAUUUUCUGUCUUUUAAAAAACCUGCAUGAUUCUCCGAAUUGCAACCAUAGUGCUCCUUCAAGUACCUUUCAGUGCCACUGCACAAUUAACAGUUGUUGCAUCUGUGUUCCUCUAUCCUGCCUCAUCAGAAUGUGGCUCCGAGAAGGAAAUUUGCACGUCUUCACAAUUCACAAUGCCUUCUCCAAAGUGUUUAAGGUUAGAAAGGAAUGACUCUACAAAUUGUGAUAUAAAAAUGGUAUGGUGUUUUACCUAAUGAAUUAACUGCGAUCAUAGACAAUAAAAAUCUAUGCUAGUA
Lepisosteus oculatus (spotted gar) is the source of this 5678-nucleotide messenger RNA. RefSeq names its product alanine aminotransferase 2-like. The record is from RefSeq and is a predicted model, not a curated record. Gene Ontology annotation, molecular function: pyridoxal phosphate binding; L-alanine:2-oxoglutarate transaminase activity. Gene Ontology annotation, biological process: vesicle-mediated transport; non-motile cilium assembly; biosynthetic process. Lineage: Eukaryota; Metazoa; Chordata; Actinopteri; Semionotiformes; Lepisosteidae.